GUUGAGGAUCAUCCCACGUUGGAAACCUUAAAAGUUGUAUGUUACACCGACAGAGAGAGACCGACAAAGCAGAGAAACGAAAAAACAAAGUAAUUAUAAAUUGAAUUUACACCUCCGGUGUGUCUCUUUCCGUUCUUUUUCAGAUCCAAAACUAGUUUUCAGAAUUCCUCAAUUCCUAUUGGAUCCAGAAAAACAAGCACACAGAAGUAGCUUUUUGUUGUACAUGAUAUCUAGCUUUGGAAGAAAUGUUAGAAUGGCAUUAUACAGACACGGUACAGAAUUAUUACCGGAACGAAGAGAAAUUACUGGUUCCAUAAUCCGGCAUUUUGAUCGAAGUGAUUAUGCUUCAAGGAUCCGCAGAGGGAAGAGAUUUGCUCGAUUAUCAAAGCGUAGACUUACAUUUUGGAUGUUCGUACUAGCAGUGGUGUCUUUGAUUUACUUAUCAGUUUUUGAUGUCAAGUUACCACUUCAUGUAGGUAAAAGAAAUAGCAAUUCGGCCACCACGAGGGAUAGAAGCCAAGAGGGUUCUGGAUUUGAGGGUUUUGAAUUUACGAAACCUAAGCAUCGCAAGCAGCAUUUUCCUUGUGAGGUUAAGUUUCUGGAUUCAGUUGAUAAUGUCAUCGAGCCCCUGGAGCCUGUGAAUUUCGAACAAUUUUCACUUGACUAUGUUGAUAGGGAGGAGAAUUUUGAUGGGAUUGAUGCAUUUGAACCCAGAUUUGGGGGGCACCAGACCCUCGAAGAAAGAGAAAAAACUUUCUACGCUAGGAAUCAAACAAUGCAUUGUGGUUUUGUCAAGGGACCUGAAGGAUCCCCGAGCACGGGGUACGAUUUGGACUGGGAAGACAAGGAAUACAUGAAUACUUGCCACAUUGUUGUAUCGUCUUGCAUUUUUGGAAGCUCUGACUUUUUGAGGAGACCUACAAGCAGGAAGAUUAGUGAAUAUUCGAAGAAGAAUGUUUGUUUUGUCAUGUUUUUGGAUGAACAAACAAUAUUGAAACUAUCUUCCGAGGGGCAUGUGCGAGAUGAUAGGGGAUACAUUGGCUUAUGGAAAAUCGUUAUUGUGAGAAACUUGCCAUAUGUUGACAUGCGGAGAACAGGAAAGGUGCCGAAAUUUUUAUCUCACCGUCUCUUUCCAUCAGCUAGGUUCUCUAUUUGGCUCGAUAGCAAAAUGAGACUCCAUACAGAUCCCAUGCUGAUUCUUGAGUACUUUUUGUUUCGGAACGGAUCUGAAUAUGCUAUUUCGAACCACUAUGAUCGUCAUUGUGUGUGGGAGGAAGUACUCCAAAACAAACGUUUAAACAAGUACAAUCACUCUGCUAUUGAUGAACAGUUCAAUUUUUACCAGUCAGACGGGCUCACUAAAUUUGAUCCAUCUAACUCAAAUACUCUUCUUCCAAGUUAUGUACCUGAAGGUUCAUUCAUUGUGCGUGCCCACACACCAAUGUCAAAUUUAUUUUCGUGCCUUUGGUUCAAUGAAGUCGACCGCUUCACCUCACGAGAUCAACUUAGCUUCGCAUACACUUUCUUGAAAUUGAGGAGGAAGAAUCCUGAUAAACCAUUUUUUCUGAACAUGUUUAAGGACUGUGAACGCAGAGCGCUGGCAAAAUUAUUUCGGCACAGGACUACCGAAUCACCACCACCACCUAGGGGUGCACAUACCCUACCCAUAUCCGCCAAUCCUACCCUACCCGCCAGUGUUUUAACCGUAUCCUACCCUACCCACUAUUUGGCGGGUAGGGUGACGGGUAAAGUUCGAAAUUAUCCUACCCUACCCGCCUACCCGCCUAUUUAUCUAACAGCCGUUAGUAGCCGUUGAUCUUUCUAUUAUUGAUCAUCUUUGCCGUUGGUUUUUUAUUAAUCAACUCAACCUAAAAACUAAAUUCAUUUUCGUUUCAUCUCUUCAUACUUCUCCUCUCUACACAGAAACUCCCAGAACCCUAGAUUGAAAAUCCAGUUUGUUUCUCAAUAAUUAGAAAUCAAAGUUAGAAAUCGAAGAGGAACUCACUCUCAUAUCGAAGAUCGAAACUCACUGUCACAAUCCAUUCAUCGUCCUAACCGAAAUCAAAACGUAUGUAUCAGUAAAAAUCUAAAUAACCAUUUCCAUCUAGUAUAUUUUUUACCUCCAAACACAAGAGUUUCAGGCUUACAGCUAAACUUUAUCUUUGGGGUUUGUCAAUUUUGGGUGCGAGAGGAUUACGGGUGUGUUGUCAGUUCAGCGGGUCCUGCAAACAAACGUUGGGGGUUCUCUUUUGAACCCAGGGUGAGUCUCUCUACAAGAUAGGAUCAUUCAUAGAGUUGUAAAUGUAUUCUGAUGUAAGCACCGAUACGUCGUUCAGUUGUACAAGGUGAUGGGAAGCAAGACAAAGAUUUUUAUCGUUUUGGAGUCAGUCAUCGGAGGGGAGCUCUUUGAAAAAGUUGUAAUUUAUCCAUGAAGUCCCCUGUACCAUGAUUAGAUGCAUGGAGUCUAAGCGUUAUGAUGGGAACACAAGGUCUAAGCGUUGAAUUUAGAUAUAUAGGUUCUCGACACGGUGCCAGCAGUGGUGUCCGGAACCAGCAAAAACACAUCUGUAUGUGUGUAAAUUAAUUUACCACGGAGACUUAAAGUCUGUGCAGGCUUAGUGUGAGCAAACAUGGUUGAGAUUACAGAAGAGAUGUCAACGAGACCUCAUAUUCCCUCUCAAGCUGCAUCUCAAUUUGUGCAACGAAGGGCCAGUACUAUUGCAUCUCCGCCACCUCCACCAUCUUCUCAACUUGAGGUCAGAGAAAGUAAGAAGCGGAAGAGGACAUCUUGGGUAUGGGGGCAUUUUACGACGAGUUUUGAUGAAGAUGGUAUUAAAUGGGGGAAGUGUAACCAUUGUGAAGGCAGGAUGCUUUUGUUUGUUCAUUUUUCCCUAGUUAGAUUGGCAGUACCAUUGGGUACAUAUUUAGAUAGGAUGGCUCUUAUUUGCUGUGUUGUUGCAAGAUUUCAUUUUUGUUUUUUGGGAAGCAUUUUUUGUAUACACGGUCAAGGUAGUAACCAAA
Molecule: messenger RNA, 3021 nt
Organism: Papaver somniferum (opium poppy)
Lineage: Eukaryota; Viridiplantae; Streptophyta; Magnoliopsida; Ranunculales; Papaveraceae
Exons: 10
Coding region: 224-1816 (530 amino acids)
Source: RefSeq, a predicted model, not a curated record